This is a messenger RNA of Plasmodium malariae, 3939 nucleotides long. RefSeq names its product conserved Plasmodium protein, unknown function. The transcript has 2 exons. NCBI's taxonomy places the organism in Eukaryota, Apicomplexa, Aconoidasida, Haemosporida, Plasmodiidae. Gene Ontology annotation, cellular component: nucleus. Gene Ontology annotation, biological process: cleavage in ITS2 between 5.8S rRNA and LSU-rRNA of tricistronic rRNA transcript (SSU-rRNA, 5.8S rRNA, LSU-rRNA). Bases 1 to 3939 code for a protein of 1312 amino acids. Gene Ontology annotation, molecular function: polynucleotide 5'-hydroxyl-kinase activity. The record is from RefSeq and is a predicted model, not a curated record.
AUGUACCGUUCUGAAUCUAAUAGCAGAUGCUUUCACAACUUUGAAUACAAUUUAAUUAAAUCCCUGGAUACUGUUAAGAAAAUAAAAAGCUAUGAGGAUAGCAUAUACAUACAUACAAAAUGUUGUGGAAAAGAAAUUACCAAAAAAAAAAUAUACAUAUCAGCUUUAAAUUAUGAUGAAUAUAUUUUAGUAAGAGGCAAUUUUCGUUUUCGCCUAAUAAAAGGAUUAGCUAUAUUUAAUGGGGAAAUUAUAAAACCAUCAAAGGAAUAUAUAAAUGUGCGCAUACCAGAUUUUUACCCUUUGUUUGAAUUGAGAGCAUUAAAUAUUAACAAUAUAAAAUAUGAAAAUAAUGCUUUUAAAUUUUGUACAUAUGAUUCAAAAAAUUUUAGUAACGAUGGCAAAAUUGAUUUUAGAGCAGGUCGUCAUAUUUCCCCAAAUAAUGUAGUAAAAAACAGUAAAAAAAUGAAUUUACAUAAAAUGGUUAUCUUGACCAAUCAUGAUGAUAUAAAUGUAAUAAACGAAAGGGUUGACAACACUGAUGAGAUGAAUAUUGAUAGUGAAAGCAAUGAAGGUGAAUGUUUAUACGAAUCAGCUGAUACAGUCUUACAAAAUUAUUUAUUUGGGUUAAAUUUAUUACAAGAAAAUAAUAUAAAAAGAAAAGAGUUUUAUGAAUAUUUAAUGAAUUCAGACAAAGAGGAUAUUGCCUCUUUCUCAAGCCCAUAUAUGAUGAAUACUAUAAAAUUAAGUUUAUACUUUGAAAAAUAUCCCGUAAUUAUUGUAUUUCAAAAAAAAAGAGAUUUUCUCUAUUACUUUUACAUUAAUAGUUAUCUAAAAAAGUUAAACCUGUCAAAUUAUAAGCAAAAUAUGAGUGUUUAUAUUAAUACGUACCAGAUGUCUUAUGUACUAAAAGAGUUUUUGCUUUACAUACAUAACAACAAAACGUAUAAAAUGCAAGAGAUUGUACAAAAUGUCGAAGGAAUUACCAAAAAGUGGAAUUACCGUAGCGGUGAUCUCAACAAAUUUGUACAUAAAAAGAUGAUUGAUGAAGCCAAUGCUGAUAAGGUUGACAACUGUUAUGGGAACAUAAUAGAAGGAGAAGACGGAACAAUGGGGAAAUGUAGAGCUUAUAUAUUUAGUAGUAGCUGUGAGAAGGAAGAGACAAAUUCAAGAAAAAGAGAAUUCUGGGAAAUUUUCAAAAAAACCAUGAUAAACAAAACAAUUUAUGAAGAUGAAUUUAGUAAUGAUGGAAAGUGUCCAGAAUAUUCAGAUAUAUUUAGUAUAACUAUAAUGGGAGAUAAAGGUAAGGGAAAAAGUUUUUUGGUUAUUAAUUUUAUAAAUAAUUUAUUAAAUUAUUACAACAGUGUUUUUUUGCUAGAUAUUGAUAUUGGACAGCCGAUCAUAGGGGUAAGCGGCUUUUUAUCCAUAUAUAAAAUAAAAUAUUCGUUACACAGUUAUAAUUUUUUUGAAAAGAAACCAAAAUGUAUUAAGAAAAUAUUUUUUGGAGGUUGCUCUAUCAAUGAAAAUAUAAAUUAUUUUAUUAAAUGUUUGGAAUAUCUAUAUAAUUUCUUAUUCUCUGUGUAUUUGAAAAAAAAAGAGGAGAAUAGAAAAAACAAUAAUUAUUGCUGUUAUCCAAUAGUUAUUAACACUUUUGGGUGGGUAAAAGAUAUUGGUUUAUUUUUGUUAAAUUUAAAUAUUUUGUUAAGCAAAUGUAAUUUUAUUGUUCAAAUCGAUUCUCUUAAAAUUAAUGAAAAUGUUAAAAAAAAUUUAAGUAAAGAAGAAUUUCAUUCAUAUGUGUUUAAUGAUUUUCUCCUGAUAAAGCAAGGUGAAAAAGAUAAAAAAAGCAAGUUUACCAUUUUGAAUUUGAACAAUAAAAACGUUUCUAUAACUGCUAAGGGACAUUCAAUUUUUAAUAUUAUAAGUGAGUAUAGUAACCUAAAUGAGAGUAAUUUUUUUUUCUACGAUUUUUCCAUGUCCUUUCGAAAGAAUGACAAAAAAGAAAAGGAAAAGGGAGGAAAGAGUAAACAAUAUUCUGCCCUGAACAUGUCAGGUAAUUUUUUAAGAAAUGACACAACUGAAAAAUAUUUGGGAGAAUUCAAAAAAUCGGACGACGGUAGGGGCAAAUUAAGAAACAGCGAUUUUAAUGGAUAUGGUGACAAUUACUGCAGUUAUGGUGAUACAUAUAACUAUAGGAACUGUAAUAGUUAUAAUAAUUAUGGGAGUUAUGACCGUUACGACCAUUAUAACGAUCGUAAUAAAUACGGAAGCUUCAAUAAUUACACGGAUCAUAGUAAUUAUAGCAUUCACAAUAGCUAUGACAACCACGGUAAUUAUACCAAGCACAAUAGUGCCCCUUACAUAUACCAUUUAAAUGAUAGGAGAAAUUUUAGCUUUUUCAGUAAUAAUCUUAACGACAUGAACAGUAGUAUUUAUCGUUUAAACAACAAUGUACAUAAAAUAAAAUACCUAAAUUUUAACUGGGACACGCUGUAUUAUAUUACAAAUAAUAGAGACAGGUGUAAUAAUAACAAAGGAGAUUUUAUGGAAAAUAAUUUUUAUCGUGAAAGAGGAAAAGCCUCUGAACCCAAAAAUGAUUAUGAUGUAGAAACAAAUAAAAAUAACUUGAAGAAUGGGAAUGAGUCUGAAAUGAAAGGCAUUGAAAAUUACGAUAUUUUUAAAAAGAAGAUGGAUAAUUUUUUUGAAAGGAACUGUAUGAGGAUAAUAAAUUUUGUGAGUUAUAAAAAAAUUUUAUCCUAUGAAAAUGUGAAUAAAAAUACUAACAUGAAUAAUAGUAAGACUAAAAUUUUCUCCUUAUUACCAAAAAAUUUAAGAUCAUAUAGAUUUUUUUGUCAUUUUUUUUCUAAAUUUAAGAAAAUAAUUUUUUAUAUUCACAGUUAUUCAUUUUAUGAUGGUCUAAAUGACUUUUUUUUAAAACAUGAAAAUUGUAUGAACAGGCAGAGAAUGCUGGUAUGUAACGAAUGGAACAAUUGGCAUUAUAGUAAUAACUUAUAUGAAGAAAAUAAUAUGAAUAACAUAGAAGGGAUACAAUUUAAUGGAAAUAAAUUAGAAGAAAGAUACAAGAAAAAGGAAUAUGAUGUUUUAUGUAUACGUGACGAUAUAUAUAAGGAUACAGAAGAGAGUAUUGUUGAUUUAAGACGAAAUAAAAAUGGCGUAACUAAUGAUGAUAUUAAAAAAUUAACUACAAAUUGUAAUCUACAAGUUAGAAAUAUUUUAAGUACAGAUAAAAGCGAAGAGACAAAAGAGGAAGUGCCUGAGCGUUCAGAUAAAAUUUACAAACGUUUAUGUAACAGCCUUUUAUUUACAUGUGCGAUAUUUUAUUUAAGAAAUGUUAAACUGAGCAAUAUUCAAUUUAAGAAUAAUAAUCCUGAAAUUUAUAAGAAUGAUGAUUUUUUUGCAUAUAAAUACUUCUUUAACAAUAUUAUAUGCUUAUGUAAUGAUAAUACAUUACCAAUAUGUGAUGAAAAAAAAGGAGCUAAUAAUAAUGAUGACGGUUAUAGUGAUGAUAAUAAUGAUGGUUAUCGGGAUAAUGAUAAAGAGGUUAAGUAUUACAUUGACCAUUUCCAAAUAGACGCCUAUUUUGAGAGCGUAAACUGCAUUAUUAAAAAGGAAGAUUUAAAAAAGAAUAAUGUAGAAUUAGUUCCAAUAUGCGAAUAUUUUACUCAUAUAUUAACAGCCUAUGUAAAACUUAUUGAUGAUAUGAAACUUAUAAUAUAUUUACCGUACUGGUUUAAUAAUUUCGAUUUACUUAAUAAUGUGAACACUUUUGUGUCUGGAACGAAUCUCAUACCUCAUAACAUAAAUGAUAUGAUCAAAAACUAUUCCUUCUACCAAGAUAUUGUAUGUACCAACGAUGUAAAAACGAUUAAGUUCCUAAAAAGGAGCAAGUCAUUUGUAGAUAAAGACUUAAAUAUACCAAAAUAA